AUGGCCAACCCCAGAAUCGAGGAGCUCCCCGACGAGGAGACUCAGCGACCUACCGUUGAGGAGCAGGAGGACAGCAGCGACGAUUCCGAUGCUGAGGAUGGUGAGGCCAACCUGCCCGCUGGCUCUACCGCUGUAAUCCACAACCGCAACGAGAAGAAGGCUCGCAAGGCUAUUGAGAAGCUGCAUCUUACCCGUGUCCCUGGUAUCACCCGUGUCACUCUUCGACGCCCCAAGAACAUCCUCUUCGUCAUCAACAACCCCGAGGUUUACAAGUCCCCCAACAGCAACACCUACAUUGUUUUUGGUGAGGCUAAGAUCGAGGAUGUUAAUGCCACCGCUCAGCAGGCCGCUGCUGCUCAGAUGGCCGCCGCUAAUGCCGAGGCUGAGCACGCCGGCCACAACCACGGUGAGCCUAGCAAGGCUGUCGAAUCUGGCGAGGCUAAGAAGGACGAGGACGAGGACGACGGUGAGGAGGUCGAUGCUGAAGGUCUUGAGGAUAAGGAUAUUGAGCUUGUCAUGACCCAGGCCAACGUCAGUCGCAAGAAGGCCAUAAAAGCCCUGAAAGAGAAUGACAAUGAUAUUGUCAACUCCAUCAUGGCCUUGAGUAUCUAA
Metarhizium brunneum ARSEF 3297 is the source of this 612-nucleotide messenger RNA. It is a transcript of the gene EGD2, whose product is annotated as Nascent polypeptide-associated complex subunit alpha. The record is from RefSeq and is a predicted model, not a curated record. Gene Ontology annotation, biological process: protein targeting to membrane. Gene Ontology annotation, cellular component: cytoplasm; nascent polypeptide-associated complex. Lineage: Eukaryota; Fungi; Ascomycota; Sordariomycetes; Hypocreales; Clavicipitaceae.